Corythoichthys intestinalis (scribbled pipefish) is the source of this 3211-nucleotide messenger RNA. It is a transcript of the gene glb1l, whose product is annotated as galactosidase, beta 1-like. The transcript is spliced from 16 exons. Bases 149 to 2050 code for a protein of 633 amino acids. The record is from RefSeq and is a predicted model, not a curated record. Lineage: Eukaryota; Metazoa; Chordata; Actinopteri; Syngnathiformes; Syngnathidae. Gene Ontology annotation, cellular component: vacuole. Gene Ontology annotation, biological process: carbohydrate metabolic process. Gene Ontology annotation, molecular function: beta-galactosidase activity.
GUACAGUACGUCACAUGAUGGCGCAUGGACAUGCUCGAUAACAACAAACUAGAACGUUCGUACUUUUUAAAUGUCCAAGUGCUCGAAACACAGACGAUAAUGUUUAACACUCUAGCAAUUGACAUGUUUAAGCUUUUGAUUGCGUGAAAUGCUGAGUGGCAUGGAAAUGUACGCGAGUGUCUUCUUUUUCGUAACAGUGUGCGGUGUGUGCUCUGCCCAUGGGGAGUCAUCUGACAGAUCCUUCUCAAUAGACUACAAAAACAGUUGUUUCCUGAAAGAUGGUCAUCCCUUUCAAUACAUCUCAGGCAGCAUCCACUACUCCCGAAUCCCACGCUUUUACUGGAAGGAUCGGUUGUUAAAGAUGUACAUGACAGGGCUCAACACCAUCCAAAUAUAUGUUCCUUGGAACUUCCACGAGACAGUGGAGGGGGUCCACAACUUUACAGGGGACCGAGAUUUGGAGCAUUUCUUGGAUUUGGCCAAUCAGACAGGCCUUUUGGUUAUCUUGCGCCCAGGCCCGUACAUCUGUGCCGAAUGGGAGAUGGGUGGACUGCCGGCUUGGUUGCUCCAAAAAAACAUUAUACUACGCUCAUCUGACACAGAUUAUUUACUGGCAGUCACUAACUGGUUCGCUGUUCUCCUUCCUAAAAUGAAGCGCUGGUUAUAUGUUAAUGGAGGAAACAUCAUUAGCGUCCAGGUUGAAAACGAGUAUGGAAGCUACUUUGCUUGUGACUACAACUACAUGCGUCACCUGCGAGCUCUGCUGCAAGGUCAUCUGGGCAAAGACACUGUUCUGUUCACCACUGAUGGCAACACGGACAAGGAAAUGACAUGCGGGACCCUGGACGGAUUAUAUGCCACUGUGGAUUUUGGCACAGGUGACAACAUAACUGAAGCCUUUAAUAGGCAAAGGAAGUUUGAACCGCAAGGUCCUUUGGUCAAUUCGGAGUAUUACACUGGCUGGUUGGACCACUGGGGAGAUGAGCAUGCCAUGGUUGAUACAAAGAGGGUCAGCAGAGGGUUAGCAGAGAUGCUAAGCAUGGGGGCUAACGUUAACAUGUACAUGUUUGAAGGUGGGACCAACUUUGGCUACUGGAAUGGUGCCGACCACGACAACAGGUUCCGUCCUGUGGUUACUAGUUAUGACUAUGACGCUCCACUAUCAGAAGCGGGUGAUCCCACAGAAAAGUUAAUAGCAAUCAGAGAAGUCAUUAAAAUGUUUAAAGCCAUUCCUUUCGGACCCAUGCCACCUGCUACUCCCAAAUUUGCCUAUGGGUUAGCAAUGUUAAAAAAGGUUGGCAACAUCAGCAGUCUAUUGGACAUCCUGUCUGUCGGACCUGUUCAGUCCAAGUACCCUUUGACUUUUGAGAAGCUCAAUCAGUUCUAUGGAUACAUGCUGUAUCAGACCACAUUGCCCCAUGACCUUGCAGAACCCACGCCACUCAUCUCUCCCUUGAAUGGAGUUCAUGACCGCGCAUAUGUGUCCGUCAAUGGGGUUUUCCAGGGUGUCUUGGAGAGAGACACAGUACUAGCGAUAAAUGUGACUGGACGGCAGGGAGACAUUGUGGACAUUCUUGUGGAGAAUAUGGGCAGAGUUAACUUUGGGAGCCAUAUCAAUGACUACAAGGGUCUUGUUGGCAACUUAAUCCUGGGCCAAGAUGUUCUAACCAAUUGGAAAAUGUACCCUUUGGAUAUUGAUGGCGUAGUUACUGCUGGGUGGCCUCACAUUUUUAACCUCCACGACAGAACAAAUGAACCAUCAAUUGGACCGGCUUUGUACAUGGGAACAUUGCAGCCCAGUGGUGUGGCGUGGGACACAUUUCUCAAGUUAAAUGACUGGACAAAGGGUCAAGUGUGGAUCAAUGGUGUUAAUCUGGGGCGAUACUGGCCAGCCAGAGGCCCGCAGCAGACCCUUUAUGUUCCCGGACCGCUACUCAGCACCACCCUGCCCAACAAUAUUACAGUGCUAGAACUGGAAGGUGCGCCAGCACAUUUAAGGGUGCUCUUCAUGGACCGGCCUCUCCUCAAAGCAGCCAUCCACAAUUUGUGACACUCCAGUCAGAAACAAUCAUUUGCAGCCCAUCCUUUUGGUAUCAGCAUGAAAGAUUUUAUUAUUUUUAACUUGUUUGGCAUGUGCAUACAACGAUCAGGGCCACAGUAAAUAAAACAGAAUAAUGUGCAAAGGUUGAAUCGAGGCAGUCGGGACUGGAUUUUUUCUUUUUUUCCUCAAAAAUGUUUGCGAAAAAGAAAUCAGUUAAGCAAUCAUUACAUUAGGAAAAUUAUUUGUGAUUUUUGAUGGAUAAAAGCCAUAGGCAGAGGCUUCAUAAUUGAAGUCUAUGCAUAGGUCUAAUUUAAGGUAAAUAAUUGUUACCUUAUAAGAAUAAAAUAGCAUUUUUUUCCUCAGAGAAGUCCCAAGUAUGACGUAAUCGUUUGAAACUUAUUAUUGUAAUUUUUUAAAAUAUUAUUUUGAUAUAUAUUUUUAUGAAUAAAAGUGAUUAAUAAAAAGACAUUGUGUUGAUGCACCCCAGUAACACUCUAAAGUUGACCCCAGCCCCUAUGAUAUUUAACUAAUUGUCUGCCAUUGUAAACUGGGAUAACUAGCUGUGAAUACCCAUAAGUGAUCACUGCCACCCUCCCAGUCAAAAUGGAUUGGACGUUAAGCACGGUUAAUGGCAGCCAAUGAGUUAACUCAAUGGGGAACAAGACAAAACAUUUUUAUUAUCAUAAUGCGAUUUUAUUCUUAACGUGCAUUUAGUUUCGUAUAAAACUCCUUUUCCUUAUUGUUGUACCAUUUUCUGCUUUAUUGUGUAGCCCUGACACUUCUUUAUGACAUUGUACCUGACAGUCCAACAUUGAUGCAAUGACUAUUUUUAUGAUUUUAUCCCCUGAGGGCAAAACUGAAUCUUAUGUAUUUUUACAAUACAGAUCCUGUUUGAUCUUUGAUCAAACUUUAUAAUUUGAAAGCCUGAAAAGGACAACCAUAUUAAAGGUACCUUCCUUUUCGAGUCUGUUAGCUCUUUUCUGCUGGCGCAUUAGCUUUGCGAUGUUCUUGCACACAGCGAGGUGUGCAGAAAGAGAAAUCCAAGUACCGGAAAGGGAUCUUUCCAAGCAGAGACUCUCCACACUGCCAGCAUCUCCUGAUAUUAAUCAUGCAACAACAGAAAGGGGAAAAAAAUGGGAGUUAGAUGAACAUUUUCUGACACUAUGGCUA